UAUAUAGUCGGUUUCAUUGGUGCCAUUACUGAAAAUGUUUUGAAGGGGGAGUUAAUGCUCAUCUUUGAAUUCUGCGAUGGCUUUAAUUUGAAAGACUUUCUUCAAAACAAAAUCGGCAACGGAGCAUUUGUAAAUCAAGUUGAAAGCACUCAUUAUGGAUAUAGAAUAAAUAAAAAUAAGACAACACCAAGUCUACCUCGGACACGAAACGAUGUGGAAAUAAAUAAUAGACACAUGCCAGAUACACAAAUAAAUGACAAUUCAGCUGAUACAAUUUUAAAUGUAGCUGAAAAUCAAACGAAAAUAUAUACGACAACAGAUCUGCUUCGAUGGUCGACCCAAAUAGCGAACGGAUUAAAAUUCUUGGCCUCGCACAAUAUUGUGCACUGUGACCUGGCUGCCAGAAAUAUCAUACUGUGUGGAAAUGACAUUAAAAUAUGUGACUUUGGUUUGGCGCGUGUGAUUUCCAAGAAUGAAAUAUAUAAAAUGACAAAUGGGAGCCACUUUUCGCCCAGGUGGAUGGCCAUAGAAGCGCAUAGAAAUGAAUCAAUUUUUAAUGAGAAAUCGGACGUAUGGUCGUUCGGAUUGGUAAUGUUGGAAAUGUUUUCAGAGGGACAAGAUCCAUUUCCGCACAUUUCUGAUGACGAUAUCAACGCUGAUACCAUAUUAACAGAAAUAGAGGCGAUGAACGACGAUAUGUCACGAAAACCAUCCUAUACUACUCAAAAAAUAUACAACAUAAUGCUUACUUGUUGGGAAAUUGAACCAGAAGAACGGCCAUCAUUUGGUGAAUUGGAAAGAGACAUUUGCGAUUUAGUAAACGAUGAAGAAGAUGUUGAAAUUGAAGAUUAUUCGGAGAAUUUUGAGUGUGAUGACUACGAAAGACCAUUAGCAAACUAUUUUUAAUAUAUUAUUAUAAGUAUAAUCAGAUUUUGCUGCCAAUUUUUAAACUGUAAUUGGAAAUUGAAAUCAUAUCAAGUUAUAGAGUAAGAUAAAAAAAUUAUCAAGUCAGUUCGACUUAUGAGACAGUUCGGCUAUACAUUCUCUGUCUACACAUUAACUAUGCAUAUGCUAGCCUUCAUAAGUUAGAACGUACAGAUAACACAGUAACAUUUGUAAAGAAAGUCUUUGGACUAAAUUCAGACGUUGCCAUUUGAACAACAAACACACAA
This is a messenger RNA of Contarinia nasturtii (swede midge), 1172 nucleotides long. RefSeq names its product vascular endothelial growth factor receptor 1-like. The record is from RefSeq and is a predicted model, not a curated record. Gene Ontology annotation, molecular function: ATP binding; transmembrane receptor protein tyrosine kinase activity. Gene Ontology annotation, cellular component: signaling receptor complex. Lineage: Eukaryota; Metazoa; Arthropoda; Insecta; Diptera; Cecidomyiidae. Gene Ontology annotation, biological process: protein phosphorylation; cell surface receptor protein tyrosine kinase signaling pathway; positive regulation of kinase activity. Bases 55 to 906 code for a protein of 283 amino acids. The transcript has 5 exons.